This is a messenger RNA of Xyrauchen texanus (razorback sucker), 1546 nucleotides long. Its product is annotated as putative methyltransferase DDB_G0268948. Gene Ontology annotation, molecular function: S-adenosylmethionine-dependent methyltransferase activity. NCBI's taxonomy places the organism in Eukaryota, Metazoa, Chordata, Actinopteri, Cypriniformes, Catostomidae. Bases 404 to 1219 code for a protein of 271 amino acids. The record is from RefSeq and is a predicted model, not a curated record. The transcript has 6 exons.
AAGAAAACCGUGAGCUCAUCGGGAGAAAUUGUAAAUCGUGAGUACAGCGGGAGGAUGGGUGGAAAUCGGGAGAAAGUGGGUAAAAACGGAAGUGUUUGGCAGGUAUGCAUUUGAGUGACGACGUAAGUGAAUCUUUAGAAUAUAUAUAUAUGGCAACGGAUAGUCUCGAAACAACCGAAUCGCCGGAAUGAUUUGUACGUCCCAUAACCUAAAAAACUGCGACCUUUUAGUUACCUCCCCAUAAAUGACGACAAAACUGCUUCCGUCUACUACCAAGACCUUUCACCAUUGGUUAAAUCCGGUGUUUUAAGAGGUAUUUCGCUGCUCUCGCCUGUUUUUACAACAUCAUGUAUUAACCCUACUCAGUGCAAGUGGUGAUAUUUGCUCUGAAGUCACAGUGAUAAUGUCUCACAGACUGUUUGAAGAAAGACAUCAUGCAUCCCUCUAUCAAAAAUAUCGCUUUGAUCCACCUGAUGAGCUAAAGGAGAUCAUUCUUCAGUAUCUGGACAAAAAGAAAGGCCAGCCCCAUCAGCUAGCCAUAGAUUUGGGCUGUGGAACAGGACAGAACUCCCGUCUGCUGGCACCACACUUCCAGCAGGUGGUGGGUAUCGACAUCAGUGAGUCUCAGCUGGAAGAGGCGAGAGCAGUGCCAGGGUUCCCUAACCUCAGCUACAGAGUGGGUACAGCUGAGCAGCUGCCAUUCCCAGAUGGCUCAGUGGACCUCUUGACAGCUGCAUCUGCGGCUCAUUGGUUCGAUCCUGAAGGUUUCCUAAAGGAGGCUGUGCGUGUCCUGAAGCCUCAUGGUUGCUUGGCUCUCUUUGGCUUUGGAGACAACUUCAAAUUACACCAUGAAUCCUGUAGUGAUCAACUUAAUAAAAUAUAUGAGGAUGUAAAGCAGGUACUGCUGCCCUACACAAGCUCUAAGGUAGCUAUGGCCAACUCUAAACUGCAGGAUUUAUUUGAAGCCAUACCCUUCCCAGACAAACAGAGGAUUGAAUUAAUUCCAAUCAAGCAGCAGUUGACCAUCAAAAACAUAAUUGGGUUUUAUGAGACAUUCUCUAUGUACCAAGCCUAUCUGAGAGCAGAGCCAAGUGCUGCAGCUUCUUUAUUAGAGAGAACAACAUCACGUUUUCUAGAAGAGAUGAAUGUGUCAUCUACAGAAGCUAAGCUUGAGUUAACAUUGGAGUACUUCUGUGUGCUGGCGUGUAAACCGCAGUGAGUCACCAGAUCCACCUCUGAUCAGGCCACCUGUACUGUAAUUUCAGAUUUUUUAGCUUUUACAAGCUCUUCAGCUACGUUUUAUCUUGGGUUAAUUUGUUAAUCAAGAUGUUAGCAAAUCUGUUGGAUCAUUCGAUUUAUGUAUAAAUAUUUUUAUAAUUUGACUUGAAAGAUUUUGAAUAUACAAAUCAAUAUAUUGACAUUGCUUCAUGUUACUUUGAAAUUGUUCCCUCAAAAACAUGAAUAUGUUGAUCUAAUUUUGUUUUGAAAAAUUGACAAAAUCAAUGUCAUUGUAUUUUUGCACUUUCACAUGUACAAUAAAAUUGUC